AGAAGUUGUCCACUACAGAGGAAGAAAGAAAAGUAAGCCUGUACGUCAGACUGGUUCUUGAAUCUCUUUCUAACACAGUGGUGUUCCAGAAGAUGAUAAAGAAAUGAUAGCAGCUCCAGAAAUACCAACUGAUUUUACUCUCCUCCAGGAGUCUGAAACACACUUGUCUUCCGAUACAGACUUUGAGGAUAUUGAAGGAAAAAACCAAAAACAAGGCAAAGGAAAAACCUGUAAAAAAGGAAAAAAGGGGCCAGCAGAAAAGGGGAAAAGUGGAAACGGAGGAGGGAAACCUGGUGGUCCGAAUCGGAUGAAUGGACAUCACCAACAGAAUGGUGUGGAAAACAUGAUGCUGUUUGAGGUAGUUAAAAUGGGCAAGAGUGCUAUGCAGUCUGUAGUGGAUGACUGGAUAGAGUCAUACAAACAUGACAGAGAUAUAGCACUUCUUGAUCUCAUUAACUUCUUUAUUCAGUGUUCAGGCUGCAAAGGGGUUGUUACAGCAGAGAUGUUCCGGCAUAUGCAGAAUUCUGAAAUCAUCCGAAAAAUGACUGAGGAAUUUGAUGAGGAUAGUGGAGAUUAUCCAUUAACAAUGGCUGGUCCCCAGUGGAAGAAGUUCAAAUCCAGUUUUUGUGAGUUCAUUGGAGUACUCGUCCGACAAUGUCAAUAUAGCAUCAUAUAUGAUGAAUAUAUGAUGGAUACUGUCAUUUCACUGCUUACGGGGCUAUCAGACUCACAAGUCAGAGCAUUUCGGCACACUAGCACACUGGCAGCCAUGAAGCUGAUGACUGCUUUGGUGAAUGUGGCAUUAAAUCUUAGUAUUAACAUGGACAAUACACAACGGCAGUAUGAAGCAGAACGGAAUAAAAUAAUUGGGAAACGAGCUAACGAUCGGCUGGAACUAUUACUGCAGAAAAGGAAGGAGCUUCAGGAAAAUCAGGAUGAAAUAGAAAACAUGAUGAAUGCAAUAUUUAAAGGUGUUUUUGUGCAUAGAUACCGAGAUGCAAUUGCUGAAAUAAGAGCUAUCUGUAUUGAAGAGAUUGGGAUAUGGAUGAAGAUGUACAGUGACGCCUUUCUCAAUGACAGCUACUUAAAAUACGUAGGGUGGACUAUGCAUGACAAGCAAGGGGAAGUAAGACUCAAAUGCCUGACUGCUUUGCAAGGGCUUUACUAUAAUAAAGAGCUUAAUUCCAAAUUGGAACUCUUCACCAGUCGGUUCAAGGAUAGAAUUGUGUCUAUGACUCUUGACAAAGAAUAUGAUGUUGCAGUCCAAGCAAUAAAAUUACUCACUCUUGUUUUACAGAGUAGUGAAGAAGUUCUGACUGCAGAAGACUGUGAAAAUGUCUACCAUCUGGUUUACUCAGCUCAUCGGCCAGUAGCCGUUGCUGCAGGGGAAUUUCUGUAUAAGAAGCUUUUCAGCCGCAGAGAUCCUGAAGAUGAUGGAAUACUUAAAAGGAGGGGAAGACAAGGUCCGAAUGCUAAUCUUGUGAAGACGUUAGUGUUUUUCUUUUUGGAAAGUGAAUUGCAUGAACAUGCUGCUUAUCUUGUGGACAGCAUGUGGGACUGUGCAACAGACCUCUUGAAGGACUGGGAAUGUAUGAACAGUCUUCUGCUGGAGGAGCCUCUCAAUGGAGAAGAACCUUUAACGGAUAGACAGGAAAGCGCACUGAUUGAAAUAAUGCUUUGUACAAUUCGGCAAGCAGCUGAAUGUCAUCCUCCUGUGGGAAGAGGAACAGGGAAAAGGGUGCUGACAGCAAAGGAAAAGAAAACUCAGUUGGAUGACAGGACAAAAAUUACUGAACUUUUUGCUGUGGCACUCCCUCAGUUGCUAGCAAAGUAUUCUGUAGAUGCAGAAAAAGUCACCAACUUACUGCAGUUGCCACAGUACUUUGAUUUGGAAAUUUAUACAACAGGGCGAUUGGAAAAGCAUUUGGAUGCCUUACUGCGACAAAUCCGGGAUAUUGUGGAGAAGCACACAGAUAUAGAUGUUUUGGAAGCCUGUUCAAAAACAUACCACGCUCUCUGUAAUGAAGAAUUCACAAUCUUUAACAGGGUUGACAUUGCAAGAAGUCAGUUAAUAGAUGAAUUGGCAGACAAGUUUAAUCGACUUCUGGAAGACUUCCUGCAAGAGGGGGAGGAGCCUGAUGAAGAUGAUGCAUAUCAAGUGUUGUCAACACUGAAGAGAAUCACUGCUUUUCACAAUGCUCAUGACCUAUCAAGAUGGGACUUGUUUGGCUGCAACUACAAGUUACUGAAAACUGGCAUUGAAAAUGGAGACAUGCCAGAACAGAUUGUUAUUCAUGCACUGCAGUGUACUCAUUAUGUAAUCCUUUGGCAGCUAGCAAAAAUUACUGAAAGCAGUUCCACAAAGGAGGAUCUUCUACGUCUAAAGAAGCAGAUGAGAGUGUUUUGUCAAAUCUGUCAACACUACCUGACCAAUGUAAACACUGCUGUUAAGGAACAGGCUUUCACAAUUCUGUGUGACGUGUUGAUGAUCUUCAGUCAUCAGAUUAUGACAGGAGGACGUGACAUGUUGGAGCCGCUUGUUUACACUCCUGAUUCUUCAUUGCAAUCUGAACUACUCAGUUUUAUUUUAGAUCAUGUCUUCAUUGAUCAGGAUGAUGAUAAUAAUAGUGCAGAUGGACAGCAGGAUGAUGAAGCUAGCAAAAUUGAAGCAUUGCACAAAAGAAGAAAUCUGCUUGCAGCUUUCUGUAAACUCAUUGUAUAUACUGUGGUGGAAAUGAACACAGCUGCAGACAUUUUCAAGCAAUAUAUGAAGUAUUACAAUGACUAUGGUGAUAUUAUUAAAGAAACAAUGAGUAAAACAAGACAGAUAGACAAAAUCCAGUGUGCUAAAACACUUAUUCUUAGCUUGCAGCAGCUUUUCAAUGAAAUGAUUCAAGAAAAUGGUUACAAUUUUGACAGAUCAUCACCGACAUUCAGUGGCAUAAAGGAACUUGCUCGACGUUUUGCUUUAACGUUUGGACUGGAUCAGUUGAAAACAAGAGAAGCUAUUGCCAUGUUACACAAGGAUGGCAUAGAAUUUGCUUUUAAGGAGCCUAAUCCUCAAGGUGAGAGCCACCCACCGUUAAAUUUGGCUUUUCUUGAUAUUCUGAGUGAGUUCUCCUCCAAACUUCUCAGACAAGACAAAAGAACAGUGUACGUUUACUUGGAGAAGUUUAUGACCUUUCAGAUGUCUCUACGAAGAGAAGAUGUGUGGCUUCCUCUCAUGUCCUACAGAAACUCUUUAUUAGCUGGUGGGGAUGACGAUACUAUGUCAGUGAUUAGUGGAAUUAGUAGUCGAGGGUCGACAGUAAGAAAUAAGAAGACAAAGCCAGCAACAGGGAAGCGGAAAGUACCUGAAGCUGAAGAAAGCAGCAGUAGUGACAGCAUGUGGCUGAACAGGGAGCAGACAAUGCACACACCGGUCAUGAUGCAGACACCUCAGCUCACUUCCACAAUAAUGAGGGAGCCCAAGAGAUUGCGACCUGAGGAGAACUACAUGGGUGUCUAUCCUAUGCAGCCUGAGCACCACCAAGCUCCACUCGAUUACAACACGCAAGUAACGUGGAUGUUGGCUCAAAGGCAACAGGAAGAAGCCGCGCGACAACAGCAGGAGAGGGCAGCGAUGAACUACGUCAAGCUGAGAACCAACUUGCAACACGCGAUUCGACGUGGCACAAGUCUAAUGGAAGAUGAUGAAGAGCCGAUUGUUGAAGAUGUGAUGAUGUCAUCAGAAGGGCGGAUUGAAGAUCUCAAUGAAGGCAUGGAUUUUGACACCAUGGACAUAGACCUACCACCAUCAAAGAACAGGAGAGAAAGAACGGAACUAAAACCAGAUUUCUUUGACCCCGCUUCAAUCAUGGAUGAAUCG
Messenger RNA from Eurypyga helias (sunbittern), 3868 nucleotides. It is a transcript of the gene STAG2, whose product is annotated as stromal antigen 2. NCBI's taxonomy places the organism in Eukaryota, Metazoa, Chordata, Aves, Eurypygiformes, Eurypygidae. Gene Ontology annotation, biological process: sister chromatid cohesion. Gene Ontology annotation, cellular component: cohesin complex; chromatin; nucleus. The annotation marks the transcript as partial. The transcript has 32 exons. Gene Ontology annotation, molecular function: chromatin binding. The record is from RefSeq and is a predicted model, not a curated record.